This is a messenger RNA of Haliaeetus leucocephalus (bald eagle), 453 nucleotides long. RefSeq names its product Cbp/p300-interacting transactivator, with Glu/Asp-rich carboxy-terminal domain, 1 (gene CITED1). Gene Ontology annotation, biological process: regulation of DNA-templated transcription. The record is from RefSeq and is a predicted model, not a curated record. The coding region runs from base 1 to 453 and encodes 150 amino acids. NCBI's taxonomy places the organism in Eukaryota, Metazoa, Chordata, Aves, Accipitriformes, Accipitridae. The transcript has a single exon. Gene Ontology annotation, cellular component: nucleus.
AUGAGCUCUCUACGGUGCCCCUCCCGGGGCACGAAGGACCGCGAGGUGGCGGCGAGCCUGCGCUACCGCUCCGGCACCGGAGCCGGGGAGCUGCCGGCCGCCGCAGGGGGCGUUCCGCCGCCCCCCGCCGCCCCUUUGGCCCUGCAGACGGCUCCCCACCUCCUGGCCAGCAUGCACCUCCAGAAGCUCAACAGCCAGCACCGCGCCGCGGGGGGAGUCCGGCGCUCCCAGGAGCCCCGCUCGCCACCCGGCUGGGGCUUGGGGACGCGGGGCGCGGGCAAUCUCUCCCCCCCGGCCGCCGGCCCCGGCAUCAUCGACUCGGACCCGGUGGACGAGGAGGUGCUCAGGGCGCUGGUGCUGGAGCUAGGCCUCGACAGGGCGGACGAGCUGCCGGAGCUCUGGCUCGGCCACCACGAGUUCGACUUCCCCGCGGACUUGCCGGCCGGCUGCUGA